Messenger RNA from Arabidopsis arenosa, 1518 nucleotides. NCBI's taxonomy places the organism in Eukaryota, Viridiplantae, Streptophyta, Magnoliopsida, Brassicales, Brassicaceae. The record is from the annotation of a GenBank genome assembly.
ACACUCUCGUCUCCGACGUUUUUUUUACUUUCUCCGGCGGAUUUACCGGUGACUUUUGGAUCGAUGGGUGUCGUUAUUGAGACCUUUAUUUGGGAACCAAGCUCAAGUUUCUUCAUCUUCUUCUUCGUUUCCACAUUUUUGUCGAUAUUUCUGUUUCCUUACUUGGCCAAGAACAGAACUUUUGGUAGCUUUGAUCAUUCUAUUUCCUCUUCUUUCGCUCGGUUUCAAAGAUGGUUUUUAGCUAUCUACACUCUCUCUUCAGUGAUGGAAGGUUUAUGGUCUGUGUAUGGAGAAUUGGAGUUAACAUCUUAUGCCUUAAGUAAAGAAUCAAUGGUGUUUUAUCUCUGUGUUGGCUAUUCGACUGCUCUUGUUCUUGGUCCUUUACUUGGUGUGCUUUCUGAUCUCAUAGGUCAGAAGAGAAUUUGUCUACUCUAUUGUGUCUUGCACCUUGUUGUUGGUGUGUGGAAGAGGAUUACAAUGAGCCCUAGUGCUUGGUUUGCAAAUAUUUUUCUCUCUCUUGCUGGUCUUGUAUAUUCGUUUGGGUUUGAGACUUGGCUUGUUGUGGAACAUGAAAAGCAAAGUCAGAGGAAUGACUCGUUAAAUGAGACAUUCUGGUUGAUGACUUUCCUCGAGUCUGCAUCUUUAAUUGGAGGUCAAGUUCUUGCAAAUUGGCUUGUGGAUGAAAAUGUUCAGCAUGGCAUUGCAUUGUCUGCUACGGCGUCUCUGUUCUUGUCUGUUGUGACUAUUAUUUGUAUUGUCCAGACUGCAAAAGAGCCGUUGAAGACCCUCCCAUUUAGGGAUUAUUCCGCAGCUUUCUAUGCGUAUGUUCUUGGUGAUAAAAGAAUAUGGUUUCUGGGAACUUCACAAGCCUGCCUCCAAUUUUCCACUGCAGUCUUUUGGAUUCUGUGGGCACCAACAAUAGUGGCUGAUGGGCGAGAAGUAAAUCUGGGAUUGAUAUAUCCAUGUUUCUUGGGUUCAAGAAUGCUUGGGAGUACUGCAUUCCCAUGGCUUAUGAGCGGACAAUCUUUACUCCGGCUUGAAGAUUGCUUAGUCUACAUAUACGCAAUACUUGGGGUUGUGUUUUCUAUAGUAGCCUAUGAUUAUCAGGAAAUCCGAAUCUUAGUAGUACUUUUCUGCUUAUUUCAUGGCUUUUCUGGACUUGCCCUUCCCUUGCUUGCAAGAUUAAGAACAAUGUAUGUACCAAAUGAAUUGCGUGGAGGGAUGAUAAGCCUCUCUCAAGUUCCAGCUAAUGCAACUAUUUUGUUUUUCUUAAUCCAGAGAGGCUACUCUAACAAGAUCGAGAACUCAACAAUGAUGGCUUUUGGUGCCAUUUCUUUAUUCACUGCAUCUGGUUGUAUAUAUUUAUUGAGACGAUGGGGAAAGUCACCACAUCAAGAUUGGCACAAAUUAUGAUCCUGAGUAAGUGUGUGGUCUCUGGUUAUUAGACUUAUGCGGAAGAAGGACAAGGCAAAUUGAAGACAAAAUCUACAUGUUUCCUAACAAAACUCAAGGUUGGUA